Spea bombifrons (plains spadefoot toad) is the source of this 2942-nucleotide messenger RNA. RefSeq names its product BRCA1 associated ATM activator 1 (gene BRAT1). The coding region runs from base 75 to 2555 and encodes 826 amino acids. Gene Ontology annotation, cellular component: nucleus. Gene Ontology annotation, molecular function: protein binding. Gene Ontology annotation, biological process: positive regulation of protein phosphorylation; cell population proliferation; DNA damage response. The transcript is spliced from 13 exons. Lineage: Eukaryota; Metazoa; Chordata; Amphibia; Anura; Pelobatidae. The record is from RefSeq and is a predicted model, not a curated record.
AUGCAAUCCUUUUUUUACUGAUCAAACAUGAUUUUAUAUUUCUGAAGGCUUUUUCUCUUUCUACAGAGGGCCUGAUGGAUACAGAAUGUUCCCAGCUGCUGCCCCAUGUUUGUGGCGUCCUCAUCGACAACAGACAACUUAUGUCAGAUGACUCCGUCUUUGAGAAACUCUUGGACUGGUUCACGUCUUUGGUCUCCUCUGUACCAGCUAAACAGUUGUUAGAAGACAAUCAAUGCAUCAUUGGGCUCCUUCAGCAAGUCCUGAACGUGGCAGACACGGAUCCCAGUCUGCUGUCCUUCUCCAUGAAGCUGACGGGAAUGUUUGCCGCCUCUGAGGAAGGCUUCGAUUACCUCCUGAAUGGAGACGUUAUCCAGGAUAUGUUUGGUGAAUUUAGCUGGACCAAUGUAACGUGGCGAGACGCCGUUGUAAGGAUGGGUUGGAUAAACGGUUUGACCAGGAUGGUUCAGCAUCAUAAAGCAGUGUGCUUCUUGCCAGGGUCAGGAGCGUUGCAGGCGAUGCUCGAUUUACAGAUGGACCCCAGUUUGUUCGUUGCAUCUGCUGUCAAUGACCUUAUAGCUCACGUGUUUCUCACGAGCGUGAAGGUCCAGCCAGACCCAAAACCCACCAACAUAUCAGACCUGCCGGCUGUCUCAGGGGUCAUCCUGACGCACCUGGAGAGGUCACUCUGUUCUGGGGUCCCUACUGCAAUCGGUCAGUCAAUUAAAACCCUGGCCGCCAUAUUUAAAGGCUGCACCAAUGAAAUGGCUCAGCUACUUUGGCUGCAGGUUUCAGCUCCCAUCCGUGAUCUCCUGGACCAAAAACCGGCACGCGGAGCCCUCUGCUUGGAGGAAUUACUUCUUGCCGCAUCCAGGUUUCCUGCCUUCCGUGAUUCAGACUGUGACGUUUGGGUUACGAUGAGACACGCUCUCAAAAAUCUGAACACGUUCCAGUCUGUGUCUCUUGCUGCGGAGAUCAUGAAACUCGAUUACUGCCCAGAAGAUGUUAGUCUACAAGCAACAUCUGUGCUGCUUCAUCCAUUAGACUAUAUAUUGAAAGUGUCUUCAGUCCGCUCCGGACAGCCAGGUUUGCUGGAUGAGCUUGUGUGUGAUCCUGCAGCCGUAGAAUAUAUUCUGUCCGAGAAGAUGCCCUGUAUUUCACUCUUGUGUCAUUGUCUCUGCUACCUCAAGGAGCUUUGUGAUCAGAACUGCCUUAAAAUACAGAUCCCCCACGAGUCCGUGCUGAGUUCUGUGGUCACGUUGCUGCAGUUUUGCAUCGGUCAAGCAUCACCCACAUCAUCGUUGGGAUCCACCAUCAGCAAGUUUUUGAUUGGUUGUCUCCGAGUGCAGAGAUCCGCGCUGGAUGCCGUCGGAGCGCUUUCCCGUUGGCCAAUGAGCCGGGAAUCCUUGACAUCUACUUACAACGUGCUGCUUGCUUAUCUCGAGAAUCCAGACAGCGAUCCGACGGUUUUAAAGAAGACUCUCCAGGCUUUAUUGAAAUGGUUGCAGGCCUCUUCGACUCCAGAAAACUGUAAUGAUUGGGCUUACAGCCUUACUUUUUUGAAAGCCCUGUGGCCAGUGGUAUCGAAACGCUUUUGUAGCCCAACCUGGGAGCACCGCGACACAACCCUAGAAUUCGUCACGGAACUCGUGGACAGCCUUAAAGAACAAGAAGGAUUCAGGCAGGCGCUGAACUCUUCAGGUGUCCCACGGCUGGUCCUGGAUCUUCUAAAAGACCCCGAGAGUUAUGUUCGAGCGAGCGCAGUGAUCUGCUUGGGUCAGCUCGUUGAGAUUGCUGAUCUUUACCAAACAUUUGCUGAAGAAGGUCCUAUGUCCAAGGAGCCCAUGAGCAGAGAGAGCAUUGUGCCAAAUCUCCUGGAUAUUUUAUCCGAGGACACAGAGGGCUUUCCCAGAAGAGCAGUAGUGAAGGUUUUCAUUGAGUGGCAGAAGUUACGUCACAUGCAGAACUUACAUGAACCAGAAAAACUGCUGCGCCGGAUACUGGAUGUAACCCGAAAUGACUUGGAUUGGGAGGUGAAAGUGAACGCCCUGGAUAUGGCCAACAUCUUUGCCGAUGAAACAUUUACAACGUGUGGUGCCAACAGCUGUCCUUAUGCUGUAGGGUUACCUACCGGUUUAUGCCAGCUGAGUGAAGUGGUGAAGAGGUUUAACCGAGUAGGACUUUUCUCGUUUCUGUUCGAUGCCCUUUGUGACUGCGAUAGGAUAGUAGCGUUGAAGGCAUGCGAAAUCCUGAUAUGUUUGAAGUCAAAGCUGAGCGAGGAAUCCCUUCCUACCUCUAGGAACUCCGAGCUUCACGGCAUCGAGUGGCUGGAGUGUACGCUGAGCAACUUGCGCCUCAAAGAUCACCAAGCAGGGGGUCAAAAUAGUGUAGGGCGUACGGACUGGGUAGCCGACAUACUGAUGAAAGUAGAUUUGGAGACCCUGAAAAGUUCACUAUCGAUGGGCAGCGACUCCAAGCACCAAACUCCAUGGUCACUCCUGCAGGACAUUAGGACGACACUGUGGGGAGGGGAAGAACAUGAUGCAGAUUGUUACUAAACUCCAAAAGAGGACAAGACUGUAAAUCGUUCUUACUAGAAGAAAUAGAUUAAAACCUUUGUCUUGUGUAGAACUGCCACGGAUGAUACUGGAGGGAGACUCCCCAUAAGAGGGAAUAAAUAUCUAUUGGUUCUAUGACAGGCUUGGUUUUAUUUUACAUUCCAAAAUAUAUUUUUGUACAAAAAAAAAAUUGUUUAAAUGUGUGCAAAUUUACAUAUUGAUCCCUGAUUGGGACCCUAAUCCUAAAAAUGCGAGCGUUAAGUUGGAUUUAAAGGGGGAGUCCUCACGUUUUAUAAAUGGACUUUGUAGAAAAAUGACAGUAACUUGAUAGAAAUUUCUAUUUUAUAUGAUUUUCAAGUUAAAAUAAAACAUACAUUGUCGUUGUUU